This is a messenger RNA of Hevea brasiliensis (rubber tree), 1921 nucleotides long. RefSeq names its product probable glycosyltransferase At3g42180. The record is from RefSeq and is a predicted model, not a curated record. NCBI's taxonomy places the organism in Eukaryota, Viridiplantae, Streptophyta, Magnoliopsida, Malpighiales, Euphorbiaceae. Gene Ontology annotation, molecular function: glycosyltransferase activity. The coding region runs from base 194 to 1624 and encodes 476 amino acids. The transcript is spliced from 4 exons.
AUUUGCCUUCCAUGUUAUAAAAGGGGAACAAUUUCACCAAAGAAUCUUAUUAGAUCUACCAUCUCCAUAGAUUUCUAAUAUGAAUUUUCUAAUAUCCAUAAACAAAUCAUAGUCUUGCAACUUCUAAACACAAUCUUUUCUUCACAUCUCCUCUCUGAGUCUCUGAUAAAAGAAAAUCCAUAGCAGACGCACCAUGGCAGCAGCCUCCACCAAUUCCAUUUCCAUAUCUUACUUCCUUCUUCCAGCUUUACUUCUUCUUCCUUUUCUCUUCUUUCUCCUUCCCUCUAACCUCACUACUCCACCAUUCAAUUAUUUCAAGCUCACAGAAGCCAUCCACACCACCCCAUCAUCACCACAACUUCCCCUACAAGGGUUUCUCUCAGCUGCCUCCAUGUAUGAAACCAGCAAAGUCAAGGCCACAACUACUCCUAAAAAAAAGAUCAGAAGUAGCUUGGAGAAAAUUGAACAAGGUUUAGCUAGAGCACGAGCAGCGAUUCGUGAAGCAAUUCGAUCCAGGAACUUCACAUCAUCAGAGAAUCAUACUGACACAUUCAUCCCCAGUGGAUCAAUUUACUUGAAUCCUUAUGCUUUUCACCAAAGUCACAUAGAGAUGGAGAAGAGAUUCAAGGUCUGGUCCUACAGAGAAGGAGAGAACCCCUUGACCCAUGAAGGCCCAUUAAAUGGUGUCUACUCUAUAGAGGGCCACUUCAUAAGCGAGAUCGAGAGCGAUAAGAGCCCAUUCAAGGCCCAAGUUCCUGAUGAGGCACAUGCGUUCUUCCUCCCUCUCAGUGUAACCUCAAUUAUUCAGUACAUCUACUUGCCUAUCAGAACAAUGGCCGACUACUCUAGGGACCGCCUCCGACGAGUAGUGACAGACUACGUCGACGUUAUAGCAAAUAAGUAUCCUUACUGGAACAGAAGUAAGGGUGCUGACCAUUUCAUGGUUUCUUGUCAUGAUUGGGCACCUGAUGCAUCACUUGCCAAUCCUGAGCUCUUCAACAGCUUCAUCAGAAUCCUUUGCAAUGCCAAUAUUUCAGAAGGGUUCAGGCCCAAGAGAGACGUCCCCAUACCAGAAAUUUUCAUAAACUUUGAAGGACUUAGACCGCCCAAUUUUGGGCAGGGUCCAAACAACCGUUCCAUCCUGGCAUUCUUUGAAGGAAGGGCUCAUGGGUUCAUUAGGGAAAUCCUGUUCAAGCAUUGGAAAAACAAAGAUAAUGAAGUUGUAGUGGAAGAGCACUACCCCAAGGGCUUAGGCUACAGCAAAUCAUUGGGCAGAAGCAAGUAUUGCUUGUGCCCAAGUGGGUAUGAAGUAGCAAGUCCAAGAGUGGUAGAUGCAAUUUACCAAGGGUGUGUGCCAGUGAUAAUUUCUAACAACUAUUCAUUACCCUUCAGUGACGUGCUUAAUUGGAGCAAAUUCUCCAUUGAAAUUCCAGUUGGAAAGAUACCAGAAAUUAAAAGCAUCUUGAAAGGAAUUUCAAAUAGGAAGUACUUAAGGAUGUAUAAAAGGGUGAAGAGGGUGCAAAGGCAUUUCGUGCUCAACAGGCCUGCCAAGCCAUAUGAUGUAACUUACAUGGUGCUUCACUCGCUUUGGCUCAGGAGGCUUAACUUCAAGGUGGUAGAAUGAUGUGUAUCCCCAUCAAAUAGACAAAGGGUGAAAGAAUACUAUAUUCAAUUAUGUAAUUAAGAAACAAGUAAACUGAAAAGAAAAAAGAAGAAGAAGAAGAAGCCUUGCUUUCAAUUCAUACUUUAAUACAUACAGACGCAUGAGAAAGUUGACUGACGGAGAGAGGGGGAGCCAGAGCCGCUAUGACCUCUUAACUUUACACAUGUAUUUUUAUGAAUAAAAAAAUUAUAAGUACCGAUACAGAUUAAGUGUUACUUUGCCCCUUUGAGACUGAACUUGAUGGACCUUUUGGCUUGA